This is a messenger RNA of Rhipicephalus sanguineus (brown dog tick), 5096 nucleotides long. It is a transcript of the gene Creld, whose product is annotated as cysteine-rich with EGF-like domain protein 2. The coding region runs from base 169 to 1341 and encodes 390 amino acids. The record is from RefSeq and is a predicted model, not a curated record. Gene Ontology annotation, molecular function: calcium ion binding. Lineage: Eukaryota; Metazoa; Arthropoda; Arachnida; Ixodida; Ixodidae. The transcript is spliced from 10 exons.
CAUCGCCACCCACCCCGAAAAAUUUCGUGGACGGCUUUUAUUGGUGGUUUGGCGUAGAUGUUGCGUGUCGCUGAGCUAGUGUUUCGUUUAGAAUACGCGAUCACGUUGUCUCACCUAGUCCCGAAAGCUCACUGAACCCCACCGUCGGCAAUUUGAAAGGUGACCCGCAUGGCUCCAUCUUCGGCUUUCCUCUACUUGUUGGGACUUCUUCUCGUUGGCUUCAGCGCCGUCUGCAGAGCGGAAGUGCAGUUUGCAACGGCCAUAGACAUCAGCGACCUGGGUGAACGCGUCGUCCGUAAGGACCUGUUGCCUGCCUGCCAAGCCUGCAAGACGGUAGUCAAGACAUUCCAGAAUGGCAUUGAGCGAACAAAAAGGAGCCGCUUCGAUGGAGGAGACGUUGACUGGGAGGCCAGGAAUAUGGGCAAGUACUCGAAAAGUGAGAUUAGGUUCAUCGAAAUCCAAGAACACCUCUGUCUGGAGAUAGUCAAGGGCCAGGAACAUUGCAGAAACAUGGCCGCACAGUAUGAGGAACACUUGGAAGAGUGGUGGUUCGAGCAUCAGGACAAGGAGCCCGAUCUGCACAAGUACUUGUGCAUCGACCAGGCUAAAGCUUGCUGCCCGGAAAACUACUAUGGCCCCAACUGCGAUCCUUGCACGGGAGGAGCUGAGAAUCCUUGCAACGGGCACGGCAGGUGCAAAGGCUCUGGAACGCGCAAGGGCAACGGCAAGUGCGAAUGCCACCCGGGUUACACAGGCGAGUUGUGCGACUCUUGCUCGGAGGGCUACUACGAGGACAAGCCGGGUGCCAACGGCACCAAGACCUGCACCAAGUGCGACCCGUCAUGCAAGGGCCCCUGCACCGAGGGCGGCCCCAAGGCGUGCAAGGAAUGCUCCGCGGGCUACACCAUGAACGAAGAGCUGGGAUGCGUAGACAUCGAUGAGUGCAUUGAGUCUGAAGAGAACCUCUGCGAGAAGGAGAGGAACACAUUCUGUGCCAACACACCGGGCUCCUACAAGUGUAUGAUGUGCGACUUUGCCUGCGACGGCUGCACUGGGGACGGACCCGACCACUGCGUCAAAUGUGCCAAGAGCUACGUCUUGAAGGACAAGACCUGCAUCGACAAUGGCGAGAAGUGGCGAGAGCUGCACAUCUUGCUGGCACGCUACGCCACUUACCUCGGCCUCUGCAUAGCGACGUUGAUCAUAUUCAAGAGGAGCACGUCGGUUGCCAGUGCCAUUGGGCUGUGCGUCGGCGUGUAUAUCGGCUUUUCCGAGUACACGCUGUCCAACUGGAAAGACCACAGCGUCACGUCUACCAUCAGAAAUGUCGUGUCGUGGUGAUGGUUAGCUUUGUGGGUUUUCGGUUGUUUUUCCUGCUCUUGCCGUUACUUCGGCAUUUCAAAUCGACGCUGCUUGAUUCUUUACAUCCUUCUUCAUUUUCAAGGGUUGUGAGCUGUUGUAGUCGCAUCAGGGCUGAACAAAAGAAAGCAGCACGAGCGUUCGUUGGCUGUCUUUAAAAGGGCAUCUCAGCAUACUACUGCCAACUUACCGUGAAGACAGUCACAUUGACAACCCACCUGCCCUGCACGCACUAGCUAAUCCAUAUCGCACAGCUACAUUUGGCAUCGAAAGUUUAUGUGCAGCGUGGUACGAAAAAAAACAAAGAAUAUCCUAGCAAGCUCUUCGAACCAUACGGCACCAUGACGUAUGCAUACCUCAGUAAAAGCUUGAAAUCUGAGUACAAGGCUGUGGAGGCUUCAAAAUUGCUCGGCUUAUCAAGGGAUCAUCAAGUCUGCAAAGAUUUGAGGCAUUAGAGGCCAGCUCGGCUAGUGAAUGGGACUUCAAAGGUGGCUGAGGUGCUGGCAUGAUUGGUGGUGGUGAGCUAGAACCCUUUUAAUGUCUUCUCUGUUGAGUGGCUUUGUCGUGUCUGUAUGCUUUUUUUUUUUUUAAGUUUCUGGAGUUCGAGAAAGCCUGAGUGCAGUGAUACUUGUCAACUUAGUUGAGUUUCCUACCAAGCUGCUUGUUUUUUUAGUGCAAUUUGUUGCCUCAGCAGUCGUCUAGAGGCAAUGUGUGUACAGUUGCCGCAUUUUACAGCCUGUCUCAUUUUCUGUGAUCGCCAUUUUUGUCUUUACAAUGUACUGUGCAAGUCAGUCUUGUGGCUGUAAGUUGCACAUCAAAGUGUCUGGUUGGUAGUUGUGAACAACUUGUGUACAAAGACUACGGGCAUUAUGCUACUGCAAAUGCAAGUGGUGACAUUCCAUGUUUACGAGUAUAACGGCGUGAGUACUUGAUGCACUGUGGUUUUCUUUCUCUCUCUCUUACCCCCUUAUCCUCCUCACAUGUAGGGUAGCAUACUGGACGUAGUCUAGUUAACCUCCCUGCCUAUUCUCUUUUCCUUCUUUCUCUCUUUACUCAUUUGUUGGAUAAGAGGUUUACCAGUGUCUUGAUUAGCGUGCUUAGUCUGUGCUGGCCGUGAGAAAGAAAACUACCGUACACGUUGACCUGUCACGUUUCAGUCGGCAUACUUGCAUUCCCGAAUUACCACGAAACUGUAAACUAAACUCACAAACCACCUGCGCAAAUGCAGGUGUCUCUUUUGCACGGAGUGACAGCUUGUAGGGUUUGUCACUCAUUUGUUAGCGGUAUUUUCCUCAACAACAAAAACACUGAGAGAUUUUGUGCAACUGUGCAAAUGCCAUCGGCACACUAGUGCACAGUUGCAACGCACUCCCCUGUUCAACUUCUCCACUACCAGUGAAGGUUUAAUAGAACAGACAGUUGGGUGAGUUGGUUGGGAUUAAUCUUGAAAACAGCACAAACAACACGACAAAGUAAGACCAAACGGUACAGUGCUUGUCUCGUUUGGUCUUCUUUCGUCCUUGUGUUGCUAGUGUGGUGUUUAUGAUGCAGUGGAUAUUUUUCUACUGCGAUGGAGCAAGUUUACGAACAGUUGUCUUGAAGUCCACAUUUAUGUAACGAGAUAGAACUGCCCUUUUUGUCACAAUAAUUUUGACUCGCAGCAGUUUUUUCUCUUGAAAGGAUACCAAAGGGGAGUGACGAUUUCAUCCGUAUUAGGAAAUUGGCCCUUUCAGAAUACCGAAAGCGCCACUAUGGUCUCAAGAAGAUGUGGUAAACCAGAAAGUGCAAAGGAAAAUACAGAUGGGAACAGCUGCUCUUGAGGUUCCCGCAGCGACUCUCUUCAACAUUGUGGAUUUUGACAGCGCGUACUACAUAAAUUAUUUUUCAUUGGUAAAAGUGAAUUAUAUUGCAUUCAGGGUAAUCUGAAGACUUUACAAGGAAUGUGUUACGACAUUUUAUCAAGUCAUUGUGGCAAAGUUAUCAUGAAAGGACUACACUGGCAUACAGAUGCUAAGGUUGUUAUGAGAAAAUCAGAAACGAAACUGAACUUAAUUUUUUUCUUGUAAUAAUAUGAAAUUAAGAGUUUUCAAAUAACAAUUUAUCAUUAUAAACUGAUUGUUUUUCACUUUGGUGUCCCUUCGAGUGAUGAAGAACCUUUGACUUUCUUUCUAGUCAACUUUGGGAAUGCAUGUUUGAAGAAAACCGCAUACCGUUUGUGCAAUGCUACAUCUCGAAAAGCUAUUGUUAGAAGAAAAUCUGCAUUGUAGAUAUGUAGGAAAUGAAGUUCUUUAUAAAAUAAAUGCGCACAUUCCAUCGGAGUGCACAUUUUAUUUGCAUGAUGUGUUUUGCAAGUUGCCUUGUACAAAUCGUGCUUUUUUUCUUCACAGUGUGGAAUGGUUUGGUGCAGUUGCUCAUUUUUAUAUUUUGAGCUUCUCCAUAGUGUGGAAGAUUUCAUGCAGGAAUUAAUCAUUUGCAGGGCUUUUGCAUAAUCAUUUGCAUACUGGCAGCCACAGAUAGGCAUUUUUAAAAUACUGUCACUCGCAGUUUAGGGAACACUUCACACAAAUUAUGUUGUAUUCGCAUGUGCAAUAUAGGACUUUAUAGGGCAAACUGAUUUCAUUUUAUUAAUUCGGCCGAUUGGAGCCUGUGCUUUUACAUGCAACUUUAUACACGCCGUUCAUAUAUUUAACUGAGAUAUGACCUUGCAGAGCAAAACGCAAGGUAGACGUCGCGAUAGAAGGGGGAGGAGUACGUUAGGCUUAGCUAAGCCUAACGUGUUCCUCAGCCUUUCACCGCAAGGCUGUGAUUAGCGCCGCGUAGCUUAGCAACACUGUAUACACAAUGGUCAUAUCUUAAUCUGACAUAUGACCUUGCGGAACAAAAUGCUAGGUAGACCUCUCGAUGGAAGGGCCAGGAGUACGUUAGGCUUAGUUAAGCCUAAAGUGUUCCUCGGCCUUUUACCGCAGGAUUGUGAUUAGCGCCGCGUAGCUUAGCGCCACUGUGUACGCGAUGGUGAUGUCUUAAACUGGCGUAUGACCUUGCGGAGCAAAACGCAAGGUAUGCUUUGCGAUGGAAGGGCCAUGAGUGCAUUGGGCUUAGCUAAGCCUAACGUACUUCGCGCCCUUUUACCACUAGGCUGUUAUUAGCGCCACGUAGGUUAGCGCUUGUAAAACUUGGACUUAUUUUGCGAGAGUGACGUUACCAGUAGGCGUCACGAAAUUAUGUAAUUGACUCAUUUAGCUUAGCUGAGGCUCUUUUUAAGUAAUGCUCUACCUAAUAAAGCAGAAGUUGACCAGGCUUACCAAGAUGCGCAGUUUACGUAAGUCACGGAAGCUGCAAGACAUUUCUCCACAAGAAAACUUACGUGGCUGUUCACUUUGUUCAUACAUGCAGCAAUUAAGAGAAACUAAUAACAAAUGUCUGCCUCGGUGGUACAGUAGUCGCGGGUUCGAUCCCGGCUGCGACGGUCGCAUUUCGAAGGAGGCGAAAAUUCUCAAGCCCGUGUACUGUGCGAUGUCAGUGCACGUUAAGGAACACGUGAUCGAAAUUUCGGGAGCCCUCCACUACUGUGUCCCCCGUAGUGUUAUCGCGGUUUUGGCCCGUAAAACCACAUAAUCACUAUUAUUAAUAACUAAUCAUGAGAUUUUUCGUUCCCGAUUUCAGAGGAGCCAGCGGCGGAGAGCGAAGAGCCAACGCUGCCCGAGUUCACGCAUGGCGACGAACUCUGAACGCGCACA